Messenger RNA from Anguilla rostrata (American eel), 4241 nucleotides. RefSeq names its product F-box and leucine-rich repeat protein 18 (gene fbxl18). The coding region runs from base 111 to 2213 and encodes 700 amino acids. Gene Ontology annotation, molecular function: protein binding. The transcript has 6 exons. Gene Ontology annotation, biological process: SCF-dependent proteasomal ubiquitin-dependent protein catabolic process. Gene Ontology annotation, cellular component: cytoplasm. NCBI's taxonomy places the organism in Eukaryota, Metazoa, Chordata, Actinopteri, Anguilliformes, Anguillidae. The record is from RefSeq and is a predicted model, not a curated record.
UGGAAAUGGAGUACAGACACAAAUUUUCAUUAUUUGGUUCGACAAUGGCACAGUAGUGCAAAGGAAACAGAUAGCUAUAUACUUGCAAAAGGAGAGCAUCAGAAGUGAACAUGGAUAAUCAAAACACUGAGGAAAGAUUCAGCCUGGACUGCAUGGAACAAAGUGGCAUCAGUAUUUCGGGGUUCUCAGAUGAGAUCUUGUUGAACAUUCUGAAGCAUGUUCCCAGUCAUGACCUGGUGCUCAGCGUGGGGUGGGUCUGCAGAAAACUGAAGACUUUAAGCCUGGAUAAGAGCCUCACCAACCAUGUCACACUCUCCAAGGAAUAUCUGGCAAGUGAUGAUGCAGUUAAGCAAGUGGUGAAAGAGUUGGCGAGUGAAAUUCAGUCCCUCAGCAUGAGUGGCUGCUACUGGCUUUCUGGCAAUACCAUUGACCAAUUGAUCAGGUGCAAGGGCCUGGUCAAGCUGGACCUCACAGGCUGUCGACUGACGUCAGUGCGCCUAUCCAAGAUACUGUCCUCCCUCCGGGCCCUGCGCUCUUUGGCCAUCGACAUUAACCCUGGUUUUGACUCCAACCAGCUAAGUACUGAGAGCAAAGCUACCCUGAGCCAGGUCAGUGAGCUCAAACAAACCCUUUAUACUCCAUCGUAUGGGGUGGUCCCCUGUUGCACCAGCCUGGAGAGACUGCUGCUGUAUUUUGAAAUCUAUAAUGUCACCAGGGAAGGGGCCACUGUUUGCUGCCAGCUUAUGGUGGGACAGAGCAGUAUCCUGCAUUAUCAGAGACUACAGGUGUUUUAUGCCAGGCUGGCCCCUGGCGAUGUCAAUCAGACACUCAUGAACCUGUACCUGGCCGUCUUCAGCGUACGGGUUCCAGAGCACUUGCGCGUUUUUGUUAUAUCGGUCCCCGGAAACAGCAGCUGGCACGCGGCAAAGAGCUUCCUGGAGGGCAUGGCGAUAAACGGGGCUCUGGAGGCCCUGCAGCUGCCCAGGACGUGGGUGGACAGGUCAGCCCUCCAACACAUUCUCAAACACAGCGUGCCAGUCCACCUCAACUUCAGCCGUUGCCCGAGUUUUGGUAACCAGGUGAUCCACAGCGUGCUGGACAGUGUGAAGGACCCCAGGCACUUAGUCAACUUGAAUCUGAGCGGCAGCUUUCAGGAGGACAUAGACUGCCACGUGAUGGAGGCCUUAGUGAGUGCCUGUCCUAACCUCAAACGCUUGAACCUCUCUGCAGCGCACUACCACGGCACCCCGGGCUCAGACGAGCACCUCUGCGCCGUCCUGGGCAAACUCAAGAGCCUGCGGUCCCUGGCGCUGCCCGUGUGCGCCGCUUCGGACGGGAUGAAAAACGCGGACCAGGCGCCGAGGGAUGAGCCGGCGCUCUCCAGCUCUCUCCUGCUGGGCCUGAAGAGGAGCGCCCGCGUUGGUGUGCAGACCUACAGGGCGGACCCGGAGCAGAGGGACAGCGAAUCCAGCCACAGCUUCAGGGCACUGCUCGAGGGGAACCCCUUCCUGGAGGAGCUGGAGCUGAUGGAGUCUAACUUCUCCUCUGCCAUGCCCCGCAACGAGCUCGCCAACCGCAAGGAGCAGGCGGCCUGCGGCUGGGCGGGGCAGAUCGGGGACUCGGAGGUGGCGGAGCUGGGCGGCCUGGCCUUCCUGCGCAGGCUGACCUUAGCGCAGCUGCCUGGCGUCCUCAAGGGAACGGGACUGCUGCAAGUGGCCAUGAGGUGCAGAGAUCUGCAGGUGCUCUCUCUGGCUAACCUGGGGACACUGAAAAAUAUGACCUACAUGCCAGCCCUUAUUGAUGCUCUUCCUCACUGUAAGCAGCUUAAAGACCUCAGACUGGAGCAGCCGUACCUCAAUGCCAACACGCGCUUCUUCCAGGCCCUGAGCCAGUGCCACGCCCUGCGGCGCGUCUGCAUCGUCUCCCGCAACGGGACCUUCCAGUCCGACGCGGUGAUGUCAUUCAUGGACAGCUGUCUGGAUGUGGUCAUGUGCCACAUGUUCAUGGGUGGGACCCUGGUGGUGUGUAGGACCCUUCAGAAGGCCUUGCAGGACAGGUUUACACCUCAGCGCCCGGCGCUAAACGUGGUGAUCUACCCCCUCCUGCACGAAGACCUGGCCCUCCUCAUCAGGGACAUACCCCUCCUCCACCUGGACGAGAUCACGCUCUUCAAGAGCCGCGUGGCCGAGGACCCGCCCCGGCUGUGGUGGUGAUGGACGCGGCGGGCCCUUGGGGCCACGUGCCGGUCGCUCCUGUCAUCUCACAUGCACGCUGCGUACGGCGGGGACGUUCAGGGAGGCGCGUCGCGCGUACAGCCCGGUGGAAAGCCCAUCUUAGCGGUGGAUGGGGUGGGGGGGGAGUUCAGGACCUCAGGCUGUUGGAGGGUCAGUGCUUAUGUGUGGUAUACGCUCUUCAGCGAGAACACUUUUGCUGAAUUGCUCCACUAAAUAACCCAUCUGUGUAAGUGAGUUCUAGAAUAUGUUUAAGAUGUGGUAAUAUAAACACUGCGAGAUAUGUCCAUCUCCCGCCCGCCAUCCCCCGCCCCCCUUUCUCCGAGGCCUGUCUUUUUGAGGCGUUUUUUGCUGCCUUUGUGAUAUGUCGCUGCCGUCACCACUUCGUUUACUCUACCAAGGAGCCUGAAUGGCGCUUAAAUGACCCACUUCCAGGAGUGUUUCCCCUCGGUGUAUAUCUUCUUGUGGAAAUAGAGAGCUCCUGCUGAUGUUGAAUUGGCUGUGCUGUCCGGGUCUCUGUAGAGGUAAGCUAUUACCGCCUGAUUACUUUUCAACCUCCGGCUCCGGCACCUCGGCGGCUCACCGGGAACGCCGGGGCAGGGGAGCGAGAGGAGCCGUCAUUAGCCCCGCUGUCUGUCACCUCUCAAUAGCCGGCCGCUGAGAAUGCGACUGAUUGCUAAUUUUGUAUUGAGCGGCAGUAAUUUGUUAACAGCAACCUAAUUGGGAAGGAGUGGUGGGGGUGGGGGUGGGAGUGGUGGGGUUUGGGCAGGGGGGGUUAGAUAAAAAGCAAUACACCUGGUGAUAGUUCCAUUUUCUCCCUUUCCACCUUCUCUCAGCUGGGGCACUCUUGCAAUCACGGGGCAGAGAGGUUGCAUUCAAAAACGCUCCUUCUCAAGAACAUAAUGGCCCACCUAUCAGGCCUCUGAAAUCACCCGUCUCCCCUCUCAGCCGCUCCCUUCCGCGGGAGUCAUUUCCCCCUCCUCGGCCCCGAGUCCCGUGCGGAGACGUGCCGAGGCCCCCUUUCGGCCGCGCGGCUCCGUCUGCCCCGGCCCGCCGCCGCGCGUUAGCCUGCUUUGCUCGCCGAUCAAAACGAACCCGCGCGACAGGCUGGCUAACGGCGCGGCGAAACGAGCGGACCCAUCAGACGGCGCGCUGCGGAGAUCGGGCAGGGGAAGGGCGUGCGGACGCGGCCGACAGCGGUGUUCACAGUUGAGACCGUGGCAGAUGAGCAGAUGCUGUUUUUAUGACGGUGCUUUACCCGACUUUAUUGCUUUCUGUGUUUGGCGGAAUGGGAAAGUUGGCAGCCGUAGAUUGUUUUUGGUCUUGUGCUCCGUGCUAAAAGGCAUGCUGUUAAAGUAAACCUAUCUAUCUCUUGGAGACCGCGGCUUGUGGGAGUAGAAAGGGAAACUGCAAUGAAAUCCAGCCUAAAUCCCACAAGACUGCAUCUACCAAGCAGCAAAUUGUAUUAAGUGCUCUAGUGAUAAAAUCAGGUUCUUCAGCCUUGUGUCACAGAAACGUAGUUUGUUUUUACUGAAAACACCACUACUAUGAGUGCCAAUGGAGGAUGUGUAGACAAAGCUUCUGUUAAUGGUUCUCCGUGUCUGACCAUUUCAUCCCAAUGGAAAGGAUCUCUUGCCUUCCAAUGUGUACUUUUCAGUGGAAAAUUAUAUUUCAUACGCACCGUUGUUCACGUUGUAUGUGUGCCUGUUGAAAUCGGCAAUACUCAAUGGCUAGAAAGUGAAAUGUCUUUGAGAACAGUAAAAUAGGGUAUUGUGUCUUUGUGGCUUACAACUGCACCAGCAGCACUUGUUUUUCUAAAAUACCAGCUGAAUGGUUGAGAGCAUGAUAUGUAUUGAAUGUUUGCAUUUUUAUGGUUUUCGUCUUUUGAGUGGGCUUUGAGAAAGAAAUGCUUUUUUUUUUUUUACAUGGUUUCCAGUGACGAUAUUGUGAUGGGUUUUAUUUUCAUCAACACAUUUCAUUACAAAUAAAUAAUAUAAAGAAUAAAUAAAA